This is a messenger RNA of Photinus pyralis (common eastern firefly), 2294 nucleotides long. Its product is annotated as sodium/potassium/calcium exchanger 4-like. Bases 435 to 2063 code for a protein of 542 amino acids. The record is from RefSeq and is a predicted model, not a curated record. Gene Ontology annotation, cellular component: membrane. The transcript is spliced from 10 exons. Gene Ontology annotation, molecular function: calcium, potassium:sodium antiporter activity; calcium channel activity. Gene Ontology annotation, biological process: intracellular calcium ion homeostasis; calcium ion transmembrane transport. Lineage: Eukaryota; Metazoa; Arthropoda; Insecta; Coleoptera; Lampyridae.
CGCAACUAAGUAUCUGAGGAGUAUUUAUUGCGCACAUGUCACCUUGAUAAGGUGGACGUAAACUUUGUUUUAACAAUUCUUCUAAGUUUGUUCGCUAUUGGACCUUAGUCUAAAGCUAAACUAAUGGUGUACUCCAAUGCAAGCAAAUAUAGUGAACCAACAUUCGACUGGUGAAAAAUUUCAAGUGCACUUUCGGUCCAUUUUAUCUUCAGAGACUUACUUUUCUAUCUGGUUUGUUUUCAAAAUUUCGGAAGAAAGUUGUGCCUAAGCAACUCUUAUCCAUAUCAUUGAUACAUGCCGAUAUCAUGUUCUUAUCUGUAUAUCGGUAGUGAUUUCCGAUAUAACGUCGCUAUCAAGUCCUUAUCUGGGUGAGCUACAUAUUAAAGGCAAUUAACGGAUUUUGUAUCUACUGUGAAUUAAUUCCGGACUUUACAAUGUACAUGCAAUUUCUAUUGAUAAUUCUUAGUAUGCAAACAAGUUUUGUAGUAUACGGGAACAUUUCAACUGAUACGGAAGUACCACUACCGAACCCAUUAGAGGAAGCGGAAUUAGUUCAAGAAAACGUUCUUAGACAGAUCUCCGUGAUGUUUUUGAUGCCACGAGCGAACAAUUUAGACUGUGAUUCUAAUUCGUCCAGUGACUUUCCUAAUUUCUUUACGGACGAACAACGAAAAGACGGUGCCAUUGUUAUCCCGUUUCUGGUUGGCAUUUAUUGUUUUACCUUAUUAGCGUUGAUUUGUGAUAAUUACUUUUUGCCAUGCGUUGGGAAAAUUUGUGAAUUUCUCAACUUAUCUCAGGAUGUUGCCGCCGCCACUUUUAUGGCAAUGGCUACUUCGGCGCCCGAACUUUUCGUCAACGUUAUUGGAACCUUCGUAACCGAAUCUGAUUUGGGAAUUGGUACAAUUGUGGGAUCGUCGAUGUUUAAUACACUGGGGGUAGCUGCCCUGGGUGGACUAGCGGCUAAAGCGCCAAUUCAACUUGACUGGUGGCCAGUCUCGAGGGACUGCUUCCUGUAUUUGGUGUCGAUAGUCUUACUGGUUGUCAUGUCAUGGGAUGGAAAAGUAUUCUGGUACGAAGGCAUGAUUUUGUUUAUAGUUUAUUUUAUAUACUUUACAAUCAUGUUUAACAAUAGUAAAGUUUCCAAAUUUUGCAAGCGCAUCAUAAAGAAAUUACAAAUGAAGCUCAAUUCAUCUGCAGAUGCCUUUAAUGACAAAUUCCGAUUUGUGCGUGAUAAUUCGACGAGUAUUAAUCAAACACCUGCGUUGUAUUUAGUAGAAGAACACGCAAAACGCUUUACGCAAUUUAGCAUAAUAAGUGAUAUAAACAGCAAGGAUGCAUCGCUUUACAGCGUAGAAAAAACGAGUGAUGAAAAGAAAACAGAAAACGAAGCUAUCAACGUUUACAUCGAAAUCGACCCAACAAAAGUUAUCUCAAGCGAUGAAGGUAGCGAAAAUAUUAGCACUGCGAAAAAAUUAUUCAAAAAGUUCAUGUAUAUCUACACAUGCCCUUUAAAGCUGUUCCUGUUUUGCUUCGUUCCUGAUCCGAUGAAGAAGCCAAAACUCUUCCCGCUUACCUUCAUCCUUUGUGUACUUAUAAUAGGUGCAAAUUCUUAUGUAAUCUCAUGGAUGAUAACCAUAAUCGGUAACACUUUCGGCAUUUCUGACACGGUGCUCGGCUUAACUUUUUUGGCAGCAGGAGGUUGCCUGCCCGAAGCCGUUUCCAUAACCAUAAUGUCCAGAAAAGGUGAGGGCUCAAUGGGUAUAUCCAACGCGUUGGGAGCGAAUUCAAUGAACAUCCUUUUAUCGUUGGGCUUGCCUUGGUUUAUUAAGACGUUAAUCAUGGAAACCAGAAGUGAUAAAUUUGUGGAGAUAACAUCGGGAGCUAUCGAAUAUACUAUUUUAAGUCUUGUGUUGGUGGUAAUCGCUUUAUUUAUUACAUUAUAUUGUAACGGCUUUAAGCUACAGAAGAGGACUGGUAUUAUUUUAAUUGUUAUUUAUCUAAUAUUUUUGAGUUGUACGUUAGCAACAGAACUAAUAAUGAAAAGUUCAGAAACCUGUGAAUGAUAGUGAUAACGCUUAACCACUUUUAAAUUGUGAUAUCAUACAAUUUUUAUAGUAUUAGGUACUGUUGACCUUACUACUAUAGAUUAUGUUAAUCUACGAACUGUGUGAAUAGCUUGAAGUUUUUUUGUAAAGGAAUUUACACCAAAUAUUAGACUUAGGAAUGAAGAUGUAAGACGUUGAAAGAUUUGUGACUCAUUUUUUAAGUUUUUGUAAUAAAACGGAAAUUUCACG